Fusarium keratoplasticum is the source of this 1911-nucleotide messenger RNA. Its product is annotated as Beta-lactamase domain-containing protein. Bases 1 to 1911 code for a protein of 636 amino acids. The transcript has 2 exons. NCBI's taxonomy places the organism in Eukaryota, Fungi, Ascomycota, Sordariomycetes, Hypocreales, Nectriaceae. The record is from RefSeq and is a predicted model, not a curated record.
AUGCAUUCACUUUCGUUGCGGCGUCUUUUGACGUCAGUCCUCUCGUUAUGUUCUUUCAGCUCUGCCCUCCCUAAUCAACGACGCUCCAACCUCACUUCCCAUGUCGAAUCAUACUACAGCGUGGAUGGUGCUACUCAUGCCGAGAAAAGCAAGGCCUUGAAAGCAGAUGGCUAUCGCAUCGUCUCAUUAAGCUCAUACGGCUCGCCGGACAAUGCCAACUACGCGGCUAUCUGGGUGCAAGAAGAAGGUCCAUCAUUUGAAAUUAUCCACGAUGCCGACGAAGCUACAUAUGACGCUUGGCUUGAAACGUGGAAGUCGAGGGGCUAUGUGUCGACUCAAGUCUCUGCCACUGGUCCUGCUGAGAGCGCUGUUUUUGCUGGUGUGAUGGAAAACAUCAAUGUGGCCAACUGGUUUCAGUCAUGCGAGCUAGAGAACCCUUGGGCUUUCUCCAACACGACAGGCAACGUUGACGUGGUAGUAAAAGGCUUCCGAAUGUUUGGAACCUCUGAAGAACGUCGAUAUUGUAUCCUGGGUCACGAGAAUAUUGGGAACGAGCAGACGACAAUUCAGUACAGCACUCCGAGCUUCACUAUCAACUUUGCAUCUACAUUCGAGGCUGAGACGGCGAAGCGCUUCUGGAGACCAUCUAGACUGUUCCUCUCCGAAGACCACAUCAUCACACCAAGCUUUGUCGACACCAGUGUUGGGAAAUGGUCGCACGCUGUCGAUCUGACCAAGACCGAGCUCAAGGAGAAGAUUGAGACUGAGAGAGCCAAGGGCCUUUUCCCUGUUGAUAUUCAAGGUGGCGGAUCUGGCUCCAGCGAACGCUUCACGGUCGUUUUUGUAGAGCGCUUCUCUCCAAAGCCUAGACAGUGGAACGUUCGCGGAGAGAUAACAGGCUUCGAGGACAACAAGGCCGCAGAGAAGGAAGUGGAUGGCAUCAUGCGCCGCUUCAUGGAGAAGAAUGGAGUUCGCCAGGCUCAGUUUGCUGUUGCGCUUCAGGGGAAGACUAUUGCCGAGCGAAGCUAUACUCGGGCAGAGGAUGACCGGGCCAUUGUCGAACCUGAUGACAUCUUUCUUCUGGCCAGUGUGAGCAAGAUGUUUUUGCAUGCAUCUAUCGACUGGCUGGUUUCGCACGACAUGCUCAACUUUUCAACACCAGUCUAUGAUCUUCUUGGCUACAAGCCAGCCGACUCUCGCGCAAACGACAUCACCGUCCAGCAUCUCCUCGAUCACACUGCGGGAUACGACCGGUCCAUGUCAGGAGAUCCCAGUUUUAUGUUUCGCGAGAUUGCGCAGUCUCUUCCAUCAAAGGGAGCCAAGGCUGCCACCCUUCGCGAUGUGAUCGAAUAUGUGGUUGCUAAGCCUCUUGAUUUCACUCCGGGAGAUUAUUCGGCAUAUUCCAACUAUGGGCCCAUGCUUCUGAGCUACGUUGUUACCAACAUUACUGGAGUGCCCUAUCUUGACUUUUUGGAAAAGAACAUUCUCGAUGGUCUCAACGUGAAGCUCUACGAAACGGCGGCGAGCAAGCACACCGAGGACCGCAUCGUUCAGGAGAGCAAGAACACUGGUCAAGAUCCAGUUCACCCACAGUCGGUCAAGCUGGUCCCUGGACCUCAUGGCGGAGAUGGCGCCGUUAAGGAAGAGUGCGCCGGAACGUUUGCCAUGGCUGCAAGUGCCAGCUCCCUUGCCAAGUUCAUUGGCUCACAUGCUGUCUGGGGAACUGGUGGCCGUGUUUCCAGCAACCGUGACGGAUCACUGUCAGGUGCCCGUGCCUAUGUUGAGAGUCGAGGAACCAUCGACUGGGCCCUGACUCUGAACACACGGGAGUACGGUUCCGAGACCGAAUUUGACGAGUUAAGGUGGUACACCCUUCCCGACUUUUUCAGCAAUUUCCCUAUUGCCGGUUGA